AUGUAUGGAAGAUUAAUCAAGAAGCACCCUGUGGCUAUCAAUUGCUUGACAGCAAUGGGACUUUUUUCGUCUGGUGAUGCGAUUGCACAGUUGGGGAUCGAACAUAAAUCUGAAUGGGACAUGAGUCGUACAGCCAAAGCAGCUACUUAUGGUAUCAUAUGGGCACCCAUAGGUGAUAGAUGGUACAAGAUUCUUGGACGUAUAGGCGGAGGGAAAAGUGGGAUUGUGCCUACGUUAAAGAAGGUGGCCAUAGAUCAAUUAGUUUUCGCUCCUACCGUUGGUAUACCAUUAUACUUCACAGCGAUGGGGGUACUAAAUGGGAAGCUGGUGUCGGAAAUUCAAUUGCAGUUAAAAACAAAAUGGCGUGACACGUUAUAUUCCAAUUGGAUGAUAUGGCCGUGGACUCAAAUGGCCAACUUUUAUAUUGUUCCAGUUCAUUAUCAGUUGGGUGCCAGUAGUGUUGUUGGAUUAGGGUGGAACUCGUAUCUUAGCUGGAAGAAUUACCAGAGCAUUUCGAAGAAAGGUUAA
This is a messenger RNA of Lizanozyma spartinae, 528 nucleotides long. RefSeq names its product Mpv17/PMP22 family protein (gene SYM1). Gene Ontology annotation, cellular component: cytoplasm; membrane; mitochondrion. Lineage: Eukaryota; Fungi; Ascomycota; Pichiomycetes; Serinales; Debaryomycetaceae. The record is from RefSeq and is a predicted model, not a curated record. The transcript has a single exon. Bases 1 to 528 code for a protein of 175 amino acids.